Quercus robur (English oak) is the source of this 1011-nucleotide messenger RNA. RefSeq lists its product as uncharacterized. The transcript has 6 exons. The record is from RefSeq and is a predicted model, not a curated record. NCBI's taxonomy places the organism in Eukaryota, Viridiplantae, Streptophyta, Magnoliopsida, Fagales, Fagaceae. Bases 23 to 670 code for a protein of 215 amino acids.
CCCACACAGCCAAUACUAAAUCAUGGAAAACUUUAAUUACAAAAUUUUCACUCUCAUUUCUUUGCAUUUCCUUUUCUUCACUUUCUUCAGCUUCAACCAGGCAGCCAAUUCCUCAAAGUUGCUCGACUUACCCCCACCAUUAAAAGGUAUUGCAUGUGCAGUAAUAGAUUGUGUGCAAGGAACAUGCAAGGACUCUAGUUCAUUUCUUGGUUUUGAGUGUGAGUGUUACCCUGGUUGGAAGGCAAUACAGAUUGGUUCUUUGACCUUCCCUGCUUGUGUUAUUCCUAACUGCUCAGUGAAUUUCCAAUGUGGGAUAGGAUCUCCAAUACCAUCCCCACCAGCAGCUCCAGUUUCACUCCUUGCAAAUGAUGCUUGUGCCUUUGUUUGGUGCGGGGAUGGAACAUGUGUGACCAAUGGAACAGGAUACAAAUGCCAGUGCAAUGACGGUUCAACGAAUUUGAUGGACAAGCCAACCUUAGCUUGUUUUAAGGAAUGUCACUUAGGAGGAGAUUGCAGGAAUCUUCAGUUAGGCUCGAUUCAAUCGUCACCACCAACACCGAGUCCAUCUGGUUCUUCAAGAAAUGGAAUUGGCGAAGUACCAAAUUGCUCAAGGAGUUACUACGCACUAACCGCAAUAAUGUUAGCAGCAAUCUUUCCAACUUGGGUGUAAAGUAGAUCAAGACGAUGAACACAAUGAUGACAGUGAUAAAUAUAGUUUGAUUAACACUCUUUUUUAGCCAAUAAUCAUAAGAUGUUUGUUAUCAAGUUGCAUAUUUGGGGGUAAAAUUUUGUGUUUAAAUUCCUAUUUGUAAUGCACCCAAGUUAGAAAAUGAUCAAUUUUAGUUUCUCCAUAUACUUGGUCCACAAAUUUGAGUUUCUCUUGUGCUCAAAAUCAUCAAGGAAAAGAGGCCUGAAAAAAAUGUUGGAGACAAUCUACCUUGUUAAGCAUUGCUAACAAAGAUGGUAUGAGGAUGUUGGAAAUUAGGCCAUUUAUCUUCUGAUUGGCUAAGA